UUCAUUUGCGUUUCUCUUUUACAUGCGGCUGCAGUGUGUGAAGUGAACGUUAAAAUGGAGGAUGUACUGGACGAGAUCGUUUCCUCUGAGGAUUUGAAAAAAUAUGAGUGUAUGUACAAUGAACAGCUGCACAAUGGGUCAGUAGAUCAAAAGGCACAGUUUCAAUAUGCCUGGUGUCUGGUGCGGAGUAAAUACCCAGCAGACAUCAGGAAAGGUAUUAUGCUUCUUGAAGAUUUGUAUGCCAAUAAUGGCGAAAGUGAAAAAAGGGACUCUCUAUACUAUCUUGCCAUUGGUAAUGCGAGGAUAAAGGAAUAUUCACAAGCAUUAUCUUACGUUCGCUCUUUUCUUCAAAUUGAACCUGGGAAUACCCAAGUACAGCAUUUGGAACAGAUUAUCAAAAAAAAAAUGGAUAGAGAGGGACUCAAAGGCAUGGCAAUAGCUGGAGCUAUUGUAGGUGUAGCCGGUAUCUUAGGCAUUGGGUUUGCAAUGGCAAAAAAAGGUUAGAUUAUUGAAGAAAAAAUGUGGGAUUUUUUUUCCAACAAAAAAAAAAAAAAACAAAGAAAUUCAGAAUCAUUGUAACUGAUGAUCGUGGCAUUUGAUUACAGACAGGAAAUAGCUAUGCCUAAGUUAUAUUAUUUGUUAUCAGUUGAGAUGUUGGAUCUUUGCUUUGACUUACACCUGUAUCUUUUUAAUGUCGCUUGUCAUCAUCGACAUUCCACUAAGUAUUAGAAAACCAAUGUGCUGUGUGUGAAAUCCUUUUUUUGUAUGCUAAUGUGUAAGGAAGGUCAACGUGAAAUUAUUUUAAACUUCAAAAAAUCUCCAAGUGAUUUUUGAAGUUGUAAAAAAAAAAAUAAAUCAACAUUUUCUAAAUGUACAUAAGUUAACUAGUCAUCCUCAGCUAGCUUAAAAAUGAAAGUCUAGUAAAAGUUGAUGAGAUCAAGCUAGUAAUAAUUUUCCAAAUAUUUAUGUACCAGAAAAAGAUGUAAUUACUUUUUAAGAGUUACAUAUUAUUUAUAA
Molecule: messenger RNA, 1017 nt
Organism: Copidosoma floridanum
Lineage: Eukaryota; Metazoa; Arthropoda; Insecta; Hymenoptera; Encyrtidae
Gene: Fis1
Product: Mitochondrial fission 1 protein
Biological process (GO): mitochondrial fragmentation involved in apoptotic process; autophagy of mitochondrion; mitochondrial fission
Cellular component (GO): mitochondrial outer membrane; peroxisomal membrane
Molecular function (GO): protein binding
Source: RefSeq, a predicted model, not a curated record